CCUUGUAGGCCGAAGAACUACCGCCUACGCCGCGAGUUGUACCUGCAUACGCUUCACCUUCUGAGCAGCUAGGUCUUCGGCAAAAGACCAGGCGCCUCAUGCCUAUCAGCUUCGGGAGACUUCGCCCGACGGCUUUGACGAUGCUAGCUCUGGUGAGAGCUAGGCGGAGAGCUCCGACUUCGCGACCAACACGAUGAAUGGAUGGUCAUCAAGAAGGUAAGUACGUCUCAUCUGUCUCCCGUAUUGCCUCCACGUGUCAACCAUUGAGCGUCCGCAAUGGAUCCAACCACUUCUAUCACGGAUACCUACCGCUUGGGCGUAGAUGUGGGCGGCACUUUCACAGACGCUUGCGCAUUUUCACCCAAUGGACGCAUCUUUCGCGCCAAAGUCCCGUCUACGCCUCAGGAUCAAAGCAUUGGCGUGAAGAACAGUAUCGACAAGGUCCGCGCCAUUAUCGAAGCAGAAGAAGGGUUCAAGGGCAAGUUUGGUGCUCUUCACCAUGGCUCUACCGUUGCCACGAAUGCGUUACUGGAGGGCAAGGGCGUACCAGCAGCUCUUGUGGUGACCGAAGGACACAAAGACGUUUUGGUUGCCAGGCGGAGUCAGAUCCCUGGCGGUUUAGCAAGCUGGAUCAACUGGGCUCCACCGCCGCCUAUUAUACCGCUGGAAAGGACCUUGCAGGUAUCUGAACGUAUCGGUGUGGACGGAGAGAUCGUCAAGCCUGUGGAUAAGGAUGCUCUGCGGAAAGAGCUGCUUACUGUGAAAGGCAAAGUUAAGGCUGUGACAGUCAGCUUACUCAACUCUUGGGUGUCUGGCGAACACGAGAAGCAGGUGGCGGAAGUCAUUAGGGAAGUGCUCCCUGACGUUGAGGUUUCUCUAUCGCACGAGGUUCUCCCAGAGCUGGGCGAGUACGAGCGAACAGUCACAGCCUCGACCAACUCUGUGGUUAAGCCAGAAGUCAAGCGUUACCUUAAUGGACUGCGCGAGAAGCUACAGCAAGACACGUCUACUCUGCGCAUCCUCAAGAGUGAUGGCGGCCUCACAGAUCUUGGCUUAGCAGGAGAGCUCCCGGUUAAUAUCCUCAUGUCCGGUCCUGCGGGCGGCGUCAAAGGCAUUACAAGCAUUAUUGCAAGCGCAACAGAGCACAAGAACCUCAUCACACUUGAUAUGGGCGGCACAUCGACGGACGUUGCCCUGAUCGCCAACUCUGAGCCAUCCUUGCGCCGCGAGACUGUGGUCGGAGAUAUUACCGUGCGAUCUCCCUCGGUGGACGUGAGGACUAUUGGCGCCGGAGGCGGUAGUCUUGCAUUCUUCCAGCCUCUUACGAACACAUUGCGCGUGGGUCCAGAGUCCUCUGGCGCGAGUCCUGGCCCAGCUUGUUACGGUCGUGGUGGUACCCAAGCGACCGUCACUGACGCCAAUCUCGUACUGGGCUACCUCCCGGAAACGCUUCUCGGCGGGGAGUUCAAGCUUGAUGUGGAUGCCGCAAAAGCGGCAGUUAGCAAGCUUGCCGAGCAGAUGGGCAAGACCAUGUUUGAAGCGGCGGAGGCGAUCAUUGAUCUCGCCAACGAAGCUAUCUAUGGUGCCCUGCGUCUCGUUUCCGUAGAGCGUGGCCACAACCCCGCCGACUUCGCCAUGGUGGCUUUUGGCGGUGCGGGACCCAUGUGCGCCAACGGCGUCGGCAAACUCUUGGGCGCUUGGCCAGUGAUCAUCCCUGCAGCACCCGGUAUUCUUUGCGCGCAAGGUGAUGCCACGACAAAGAUGAGCCACGAGCUUUCUGCUUCUUUCAUCCAGUUGCUGUCGUCCACAACCAUGGAGACACUCCGUGAGGAGUUCGGCUCGCUCAAGGACAGGUGCGAAAAGAUCAUGAAGGAUGCCCUCGAGGAGACGGAGCGGAAGCUUGCCACAACCUACCAAGCUGCGUUGAGGUAUAAGGGCCAGGCACUUGAGCUCAACAUCACUUUGACCGCUGAGGACUUGUCUCAGCCAAUGGAAGCCUUCGAAAAGAUCGCACACAACAAGUUCGACAAAAUCCACCAGCAGCAGUUCAGCUAUACCCUGGAGAACUUUGCACUCGAACUCACUCGAUUAACAGUUACUAUCGUGGAUGCGUCGCCGGACAUUGAGAUUCCACGCAUCUCGUCUGCAAACGGCGAGCAACCUCCCUCAUCGGCGAUCAUUAAGAAGAAGACCAUAGUCGUGCAAGGCCAGGAGCAUGAAGCAACCUUCUGGGAUCGUGCAGCCAUCAGCAAGGCGGGCUACAAGCUGCAAGGUCCAUGUGUUAUCACCGAGAUGGACUCCAACACCCUCAUCCAGCCCGGCUUCGAGGCUGUCGUUGACGCAGUUGGCAACAUCUGCAUAUCUCCCGCUCCUGACAAUCAGAUGCCGACGUUCAGAAGUAAUUUUGGAAGCACACUGUCGGACAAGACACCGGAGCAGAAGAUUGCUGAGGCGAAGAAGGUUGUCGAAGACUUGCCGACUGUGCCGACAUUGAUCGGCUCUUCGCUUGCCUCGAUCAGAGCAGAGAUGGAUACUCUCAUGCUUAGAUGUUCCAUGUCGCCGGCCAUUCGCGAACAACAAGACGAGUUCAACGUCAUCACUAACCCUGAAGGUCUUAUGCUGGUAGGACAGUUCGGCAGCUUUAUUGGACAAUUUCUGAAGAUCUGGAAUUACAAGCUCUCCCGCGGCGAAGUAGAUGAAAUCGAAGAAGGCGACGUCUUCAUCACUAACGACACAUACGAGGUCGAAGGCGCCGUGAGCCAUCUUAACGACGUUAUCGUGCUCCUGCCCAUCUAUUUCGAGCACAAGCUUGUCGGUUGGGCCGCUAAUUUCGGCCACUUCACCGACGUUCAGGGUCAAGUGCCUGGCUCCAUGAGCAUCAACGCCCAGACGAUCUUUGACGACGGCUUGCAGAUUCCCACAAUGAAGCUCUUCGAGAAGGGCAAGAUGAAUCGCUCCAUCGUUGAGCUCAUGUGCAGGAACUCACGGCAGCCCGAGUGGCUUCGAUCCGAUCUGCUGGCGCUGAUAUCCGCGUGUCGGACGGCAGCGACGCGUAUCUGCGAGCUCUGCGCACGUUUCGGGCCUGAGGUCUACGCUGCAUCGACCGACGUCCUGCUCAAGCGCACAAGGAUGGCCGUGAGCAAGAUCAUCGAGGAGCACAUGACAGACGAGACCUCUUCGUUUGUUGAUUUCGUCGACGAUGACGGGCACGGUCACGGCCCGUUCGCCCUCAAGUGCACUCUAAGCAAGCCUGAGAAAGGCCGUCUGCGCUUCGAUUGGUCUGGCACGAGCCCUCAAGCGAGCAGCAGCAUCAACUUCUACCUGUCGGAGACGAUGUUCAAGAUGUUCGUUGGGUACUACCUUCUUGUUGUUCAUGCACCCUUCACUGUUCCGAACGAUGGCUUUCACGACUUGCUGGAUAUCGAUAUCCCUCGCGGCUCAGUACUGAAGCCUGUCCGGCCAGCCUCGAUUUCGUGCCGAACGCACUUCCUUGGGAGGGUUAUGGACGUUAUGCAGGCCCUGUUCGGUCAAAAGAACGAGGCCUUUAUGACAGCUGCCGGCUUCAGCGACAGCCCUCACUUCUUCUAUUCUGGAUUCAAGCCAGAUGGCUCAUGGUAUCAAUUAUACCAGAUAGCAUUCGGAGGAGUACCGGCCAGACCGAAGGGAGACGGACCAGAUUGUCACUGCUUGUUCCCAGCGAUCAAGUCUGUCCCAACUGAGUCCAUCGAGCUCAACUUCCCUGUCCGCCUGGAAGUAAACGAGGCUGUGGCAGACAGCGGUGGGGCAGGCUUCCAUCGCGGAGGCAACGCUCAGAAGACACUCUACCGGUUCUUGUCAGCUGGCGAGUUCAGUCUGCACGACGAUCGAUGGUUCACCAAGCCAUGGGGUGUCCGAGGUGGUAAACCUGGCAGCAGGAGUACCAAGGCCAUUCACGGGCCGGAUGGAAAGGGUGGCGUCACAACACAGCUGCUUCCCAGCAAGUGCGAUCACGUGAAGGUCAAGCCUGGUGAUCUACUAGAGUGGCAGACAUGGGGUGGCGGAGGGUUGGGCGACCCGCUUACACGACCUGCCGAGACCGUCGCUCUUGAGGUUCGGCGGAAGCUCGUUACAAUCGCCGGCGCAAAGGCCAACUACGGCGUCAUCGUCAACCCCGAUACCCUGGAUGUAGACGAGAUAGCCACGGAAACUCUCCGUGCGGAUAUCGAGAAGGCCGAGGCAGGGAAGGCGCUUCCGCUAUAUGACAGAGGAGGCACGAUGGAGGAGUUGGUGAAAGCGUGCAAGGGGGAGACGGGCUUCGAACCACCAAUCCCGCAAUGGCAGGAAGAGGUCUACGGACCGCAUGUUGCCGUGCCUUAUGUACAAGAAUGGUACAAGAAGGGGCGGGAAAUUGGGUACAAGAUCUGGGACCUUUGAGGAGGUUGCUGAAGGUCAUCACGUCCUUCUACAGUCGGUUACAUUGAUGGCACACGAGCACUCCCGCAUAUUAUUGUGGCCGCCGAACUCAGUGUUAAUUGCAUCCACGAUUCUAUUUUACCAUAAAACGGCAUUCA
This is a messenger RNA of Baudoinia panamericana UAMH 10762, 4550 nucleotides long. RefSeq lists its product as uncharacterized. Lineage: Eukaryota; Fungi; Ascomycota; Dothideomycetes; Mycosphaerellales; Teratosphaeriaceae. Bases 277 to 4413 code for a protein of 1378 amino acids. Gene Ontology annotation, biological process: glutathione metabolic process. The transcript has 5 exons. The record is from RefSeq and is a predicted model, not a curated record. Gene Ontology annotation, molecular function: 5-oxoprolinase (ATP-hydrolyzing) activity. Gene Ontology annotation, cellular component: cytosol.